Messenger RNA from Pararge aegeria (speckled wood butterfly), 2131 nucleotides. RefSeq names its product MICOS complex subunit Mic60-like. Gene Ontology annotation, cellular component: MICOS complex. NCBI's taxonomy places the organism in Eukaryota, Metazoa, Arthropoda, Insecta, Lepidoptera, Nymphalidae. The transcript has 17 exons. Bases 1 to 2037 code for a protein of 678 amino acids. Gene Ontology annotation, biological process: cristae formation. The record is from RefSeq and is a predicted model, not a curated record.
AUGAGGCCCGCCAGAUAUUUAUUGCAUUACAGGUACCUUGAAGUGCAGACAGCGAGUAUAUCUAGAUGUGUAACUCCACAACACAAAGUUCAAGUCCGGGACCCAUGCCCCCAGCCCCCACCGCCGCCGCCCCCGAAACCCAAAGAUGACAGCGCUUUUUGGGGAGCCAUGGCCGUUGUAUUUGUGGCUGCAGGAUUCGCUGUGCUGGCAAAAGGUUCGCCAGAAAUUCGCGAUUGGCUCACAAUCCAUGCACCGUGGUUUGACGACCUUAUCGCAAUCGUUUUUGAGGAGAAUUACACCUACGGAGAGUUGACAAAGAAAUACUUAGAGGAUCUUAAAGAAUGCUUGAGGGUUCUAAUAAAGAGAGAGCCGUGCCCUUCAGAGGCGCCCUUGAAAUCAGCGAUAGUGACACCUGCGACAACAGAAAUCGAAGAUGAAAAUGUACCAGGAGCUAAUGAAACCGAGGAGUCAUGUGUCAGACCUCCGCCGAUAGUUGUCACGAAAACUGCUUGCGAGGUUCUGGAGCGCCUCAAAGAACGGAGUAACGAAGCUUUGAGCAACUAUUACACAGCGCACAGGGCGUGUUUACUUUAUAACCAGAUUGUCGCCGAAACAAUGAAGAAUUUUUGCAUCAAGUCGCUGAAGAAACUUCAUGUACACUUGGAAGAACGUGACAGUUUAGUAUCUGAUGCCAUAAAAAAUGCUCAAGAAGCCACUUCUGAUAUCGAGGAACUAACCCGCUACAUAGAAUGUGGACUUCAGGGGACUAAAGAAGAAGUUGAGACGGUCAAAGUUCUCAUGAAAGACUACUUGCAGCAGAUAAAAGCUGCAAAUAUUCAGUAUACAUGGGAAUGUGAUAAGUCUAAAGUACUGGACGUUCAGUGGCAAAAGGUGGAGAGCAUAAUGGAUAAGUACACAGAAGAAAACCACACAAUGUUCCCUGAAAUCGAUUACGAGCAGUUAAAGUUACAGCUCUCGGGGGACCCUGAUUUAUUACUCUACCAUACUGGCAGAUACUCGAGACAAUUGAAGGCAGAGUUAAAAGAUGCCGUGGAGGGAAUGACGGAUAGAAUCAACAGAGCAUACGCGACGUUGCCUCAGGGAGAAAAGGAGAGAAAACAGAGAGAUGCGAUGUUGCAGUCUGUGCUUAGACAGAAGAGGGCAGAAAUGGACAGGGAGUUUCAAAAACGGUAUGCGGAUCAACGACAAGAAAAUGACAGAAAAGCACAAUAUGCGUUAAAGAGACAACUAGAGAGGCACCAAGAAACAUUAGACAGGAGACUGACAGAGAAAGAGGAAGAGGCAACAAUCAAACUGAACAAGCUGGUCGAUGACAGAGUUGCAUAUGAAAAACACCAGUUCGCCGUUCAGCUGAAAGAAAUGGCUGUCAAGUUAACGCUGGUUCAGGAUAAACUUAAUGCACGCCUGAAGAUAGAGCGUGACACGAGAAGGUCCCAAGAUCUAUGGGUCGCCGGAGCUUCUUUACUCGCUGCUACGAAGAAAGGAGACCCUUAUGUUAACGUCGAUAAGGAGUUGAGAGCUAUUGAGAGGGCUUCAGGAGACGGUGAUAAAUUAGUGUCAUCUGUAUUAAAAGCAAUACCUGGAUCAGUACGCGAGAAGGGAUUGGUGCCAGAAAGUGUUCUCAAAACGAAAUACCAUCAGAUGGAAGAUAUUGCUCUUAAAGUGGCGUUAGUGGAACAAGAAGGUGCGUCUCUACCGGUAUACUUGCUGUCUUGGUUGCAGUCCACUUUUCUGUUCAUGAAGAUAUCCGGAAUACCCCAGGUGGAGAUCGACAACCCACCAAAAGACCCGCAGUUCAUGUCAAACUUGGAUACUUUCGACUUACUGCAGAGAGCUAGGUUCUGGGUUGAGCGUGGCAACCUAGCGAAUGCGAUACGCUAUGUGAGUUCCUUGGAAGGAGCUUCAAGGGCUGCGGCGUUGUCUUGGCACGACGCAGCACGGUCGCACAUCGAAACCAGACAAGCAGCGGAAGCCAUUCUAGCGCACGCUGCGGCUUUGGGUCUACAAUAUAUUUGAAUACUGAAUUCCAAAAUGUAAAAACAAAAUUUUGUAAUUUUGAACCUUAUAAAACAGCUAAAAGAAUUUUUCCUUCUGUCAAGAGAUUUAAUUU